Messenger RNA from Leptopilina boulardi, 3384 nucleotides. RefSeq names its product SAFB-like transcription modulator (gene Saf-B). Bases 234 to 2909 code for a protein of 891 amino acids. Gene Ontology annotation, biological process: regulation of transcription by RNA polymerase II; regulation of mRNA processing. The record is from RefSeq and is a predicted model, not a curated record. NCBI's taxonomy places the organism in Eukaryota, Metazoa, Arthropoda, Insecta, Hymenoptera, Figitidae. Gene Ontology annotation, molecular function: RNA binding; sequence-specific DNA binding. The transcript has 15 exons. Gene Ontology annotation, cellular component: nucleus.
CAUUUCCGCCAGCAGGCACUAGUUUCUGCUUUUUUUUCCUGUGUGCGUGGUUUUUUUUCUCUAAAGAAAUUUAAUAUAUAUUUUAAACACAAAAAAUAAAUGUGUUUUGUUAUGUUGUUAAUAAUAAUCGAUUGUUCCUAAAAUAAAGAAUCGAAAAAAAAACAUAUAUUGUGAAAGCAUAUUAUAAUAGAUUUUUUGGUUGUUGGAAUUCGCUAAAUUGCCUUGUUUUAACAAUGGCCGACGCAGAAGGCAAAAGAUUAACUGAGCUUCGUGUGAUAGAUCUUAAAAAUGAACUCGAACGACGAGGCCUUGAUAAAACUGGAAAUAAAGCCGCUCUUCUAGAUCGACUUUCAAAGGUGAUUGCUGAUGAAGGUCACAAUCCUGAUGAAUAUUUGAUUGUUCCAAAUGCUGCUGUUAAUAAAUCUGGAAGGAAAAAUAGUGGUAAAAAUUUAACAAGAACAGGUGUACAGAAUCAAGAAGAACAAAUGGAUACAUCGGACAUUAAAGUCGAAAUUUCUGAAAAUUCAGAAUGUGUUGAAGAAACAGCACCGGAAAUUGCUGAUGAAGAAAUAAAAACUGAUCCAGAUAAAUCAAUUAAAGAUGAGAUUCCAGAAGAAGAGACAAAUAAGAAAGAUGUAACUCAAAAUGAGAUAAAAAUGGAAAUCAAGGAGGAAGAUUUACAAUUAAAGGAAAUGGAGGAUAAAAAACCCCAAAUAGUGAUCAAGGAAGAGAGAAAAAUUUCGAAUAAUAAAGAAUUGUCACAGAAUACAGAAUCAACUACAACCGCUGAAACCAAUGGCAUUGAUAACGAGGACUCGAUUAAUUUGACUAUUGGAGAAGAUGAAGAAAAUCUCCUAGCCGAGGAGACUGAGGCGACAGAUAGGCAGAAGGAUGGUGGAGUAGGAGAGAGGAAGAGAAUCCAAGAUAACAAGAAGGGAGACUCUAAAGGGAGCGGUAGACUGGAUGGCAGCGCCAACAACAAGGACGGGACAACGGGAUCAACUGCUGGGACCAAGAGCAAGGACGCCGGUGAAGGAGGCAAGAGCGGAGAUUCCAUCAAUAAAGGACAAAAGCGAGAUGACAAAGAUAAAAAAUCAUCACAAAAUUCAUCAAACGCGAGCAGUCGAAAUCUAUGGGUAUCGGGAUUGUCGUCAACAACUCGUGCAACUGAUUUAAAGCAAAUAUUUUCAAAAUAUGGAAAAGUAAUUGGCGCAAAAGUUGUGACAAAUGCAAGAACACCGGGCGCACGUUGUUAUGGUUAUGUGACAAUGUCAACCAGUGAGGAUGCCUCAAAAUGUAUCAGUCAUUUGCAUAGAACUGAACUUCAUGGACGUUUUAUAUCAGUUGAAAAGGCAAAGGGUGAUUCUCAACAGAGUCAUAUGCGAAAGCGAGAUUCGAAUAGCAGUAAAUCGGAGAAACCAAAGGACGAGAAAGAAAAGUUGAAAGAAAAUCAUCAGGAAACAAUUGAGAAGAAGGACAAGGAGGAGAAGAAAAAUGAAUCAGAGGAGAAAGAAAUUGGUGAUAAAAAAAUGGACGCAAAAGUGGAAGAUGGGGAAGAAAAGAAAAUAGAAAAAGACGCUGAGAAGAAGGAUGAGAAGGAAAAGGAAUUGGACGAACGUUCAAUAAAAUCAACGAGCAAAAAGCCGGAGAGCGAGAAAGGAAGACGUGACGAAAAGCGAGUUCGUUCCUUUGACAGACACAAAUCUCGUAGUCGUUCUCGUAGCAGAGAACAUCGUCGGCGCGAUGAUGUACUUACCUUCGCAAAAAUUCGAGAGGAACGAGAUAGACAAAGAUUACGCGAGAGGGAACGACUUCUUCGUGAGGAGGAGCGUCGUCGUCGCGAGGACAUGGAACGACAACGUGAAGUUGAACGUCGACAGCGUGAUGAGGCGGUGCGUCUUGAUAGAGAACGUGAAAAAUUGCGACGGGAACGCGAACGUAUUGAACAGGAGAAAGCGGAAUUAUUGCGUUUGGAACGUGAACGUCAAAAACUUGAGAGAGAAAAAUUGGAACGCGAGAGAUUGGAAUUGAAGAGACAACAAAUGCGUUUAGAGGAGAGUCGACGUGCACCACCACCGCCGACGAUUAAAAGAACGUCAAGCGAUCGACGUGAUCCACGUGAUUUGUACGCGGAACCCGAGAGAAAAAGAAUGACCACCGAACUUGGACGUAGACACAGUCCCGAAAGAGGAGUACCCGAGAGACGAUCAGAUAUUAUGGAUCGUGUUUCUGACAGACGUAUGGAAACUUCUCCAUCCACUAGAUACGAUACGAGCAGAUCAGCUCAGGAUAUUGGAUUAAAGAAGGAUUACAAAAGGAGCAGUGAAUUUUCGUCUCGUAGUAGUCGACCAGAAACAUUUACUGAUGUUUCACGAGGCAGAGAAGUAAUUGUUCGUCGUGAACCUUUACCAACUCAAACUCCAACUAUUGACCCACGACAGGUUAAAGACAGAUAUGAACGACCAAGUGCUGCGCCUUACAGUCGCGAUCGGGAUGUUCGACGAUCAGACCCAGAAUCACAUCGAAGUUCACGAGACACUCACGGUGGCCGUUAUAAUGAAAGUUCCAAACCUCCUGGAUCAAAUACACCACGUGACAGUCGAUACGUAGAUAACAGUCGUCCCGGCGGAUGGCACUCUGGACCACCUUCUGCGAAAUCUUUUAAUUCCGUCCCAAGUGGCGGUACACGUGAUCCACGCAAUGAAACUUCCAGUUGGAGCAGUCGAUCUUCCGAUAAUGUUAACAGAUGGGGCAAUUCAAAUAGUAUGGGAAGUGCGCUGAGGCAUCCUGGUCCACCAAUGUAUCAAGGAGGGCCAAUGCAAUCAAUGGGAAUGUCCGCACCAGGAGCCCCAACAUCCUAUGACCGAUUUGAUCCUUACAAAGGAUCAAUGCCUAUGCGAAAAUAUUAAAAAAAAAAAAAAAAAAUUGAAAGAAAUGAAAAAAAAAUAUCGAGAGUGAAAUUAUAUUUGAGCCUGAAGUCAGAAUUUUCCAAUUAAGAAAAUUCGCUACAAAUGCCAGUCACUAAUUUCAUAUACAUAUUAUAUAUAUAUAAACAAAUAUAUGUAAUUUUACAUAUAUAUAUAUACAUAUAUAUGUACAUUAUAACAUAUGUCAGGCAUAUACAUAUGUUAUUGGAAAAAGUUUUAAGUCACUCCAUUAAAAAGAAAAGUGAAUCUAGUAAUUUUAAGAACUACAACAUUAAUUGAUUUGCGAUAAGUUUGAUGUUAAAGAUUUUAGAAAAAGAAAAACAUCAUAAACACACACAGACACAUUAUACCAAAUUAUUUUCAGUUAUUGCAGUUUUUUUUAUAAAAUUGCCACUGAAAUAUAAUCGUAAUAGUAUUGCGAGAGAAAGAGAGAAAGAAAGAGAGAGAGAGAGAGAGA